AUGUUCAUUGCGGGUUCCGGCUUCUACCUCCAAGGCGACAAGAACCAGCUCGCGAUGGUCGUCACCGGCGUCUACAUCUUUGCGGCAUCCUACGGACCCGGAGCCGGUCCCGUUCCGUUCUCGUACUCCGCCGAGGUCUUCCCGCUUCAAGUUAGGGAGAUCGGAAUGGGUCUUGCCACCGCCAUCACCUGGUUCUUCAACUUCGUCAACGCCCUCGUCUUCCCUCUCCAAAUCCAAUCGUGGGGCUCAGGCCCGGCGUUCUACUGGUUCGGAUGCUGGAACAUCAUCCUCUGGUUCCUCGUCCUCAUGUUCUGCCCCGAGACGAAGCAAUUUACCCUCGAAGAACUCGACGAAGUCUUCAGCAUGUCCACCUCGCGCCAAGUCGCCUACGGCCUCGCAUCUCCCGCCUACUGGUUCCGCCGCUACAUCCUCCGCCAAAAGGUCCACCGCGUGCCGUUGCAUGAGUACCAUCCGUCGGAGGAGAAGGAUAGGCCGACCGUCGAGCAUCGGGAGAAGGUCUAA
Messenger RNA from Rhodotorula toruloides NP11, 522 nucleotides. Its product is annotated as MFS sugar transporter. Gene Ontology annotation, biological process: transmembrane transport. The record is from RefSeq and is a predicted model, not a curated record. Gene Ontology annotation, cellular component: membrane. Bases 1 to 522 code for a protein of 173 amino acids. Lineage: Eukaryota; Fungi; Basidiomycota; Microbotryomycetes; Sporidiobolales; Sporidiobolaceae. The transcript is spliced from 7 exons. Gene Ontology annotation, molecular function: myo-inositol:proton symporter activity.